AAGCUGUUCAAUUCUUUCGUGUGUUUGAACGCACUUUAACUUCAGAAAGAGAAAGGUUGAAGGAAAAAGAGUCCCCCUUGCCACCUACGUCACGUCCUGUGAAACCUGUCCAACGAGAACACUCGGGGGAACCGUGGUAGUGUCCACCUUGUGCAGGGUUUUAAAACCAUUGCACUCUCAAGGGUGAGACCACUCAGCCAGGCAUUAAGCGAAGGGAAACUUAAUCUCACAAUUGUUAGAGGACAUCCGAUCCUUGAAAUGAUAACAGCGGCGUAUUUUUUUGACCUUUCGCUCCGUUUCAGGAAGACGGGACGCUCCAGAGCUUCAGUAAGGCUCUAAAGGAGGUGUCGUGAGGGAGUCGACUCAUAUUAUUGUGUCCCGCCGAGGGCUGUUCCUGACCUUCUUUUACCAAUCGAGGCCGUGCAAGGCACGCAGUGGCGCCAGGAUAGGUAUUUGCACUGCGUUCACAUUCCUCAUAACUCGUCUUACAAUUUUGCACGGAACCAUUAAGACCUUAACAUUGCAAGUCUUGCACUGGCUCAGCUCUCGUUGCGCUUACAGAUUGGACAAGAUUCUGACACUUGUACAAUACAGCUCCACUGAGAAUGAAAAGCUUAGAUGCAAAUAACAACGAAAGGAUUUUAAAACACGGUUACCUGCUGAAGCAAAGCGACCUUCUAAAGCAAUGGAAUCUUCGGUAUUUUGUCCUUAGUAAAGAAUGUCUCUGCUACUACAAAACCGAAAAGCAAUCGGUAGAAGACGUACCUAAAGAGGUGAUAUUUUUCAACGACAUGUCUCUUUAUAUAGACGAGCUGCCUGAAAAGCAGACAAAGUACUGCUUAAAGCUUGUAAAGCGAUCAGUUUCGGCCGGCAAAAUCGCAACUCGGACAUUUCAUCUGUGUUGCUUCUCAGAGCACGAAAGAAACGAAUGGCUUUCGCAGAUUCUCCACGCGAAAGCAAUCGCGCUGGUGGUCGAUCCGACAGCGUGGAUGGGAAAUCAGGAAGCUUCCACGCAAGACAUGGAUAUUGAGCUUGCUAAUUCAGCUGGCAGUGUCAAGCUCGCCCCUGCUAAAGUGAUUUUGCAGAAGUGUCGGCGUAAGCUUUCUCUCAGUGCAAAUACGAGGGAUUCUCGAAACUGUUUGUUCCUGGACGACUGUAACGUAAACAGAAGAAGGAAAUCCACGCCGCGUUUAAGUCAGGAAUGGAGAAACACUUUAAUGGUGAUUUAACUCCUGUGAGCCCUUAAAAAUCGAGAAGGGGGACAGACAAUUUUGAAAAGAAUAGUAAUCUGCAGAAUUUGUAAAUGGAAGGAUUUAGAAAAAUACCUGAUCGCUAGCAGCAGAGGAAAGAAGCAAAUACUGUUCAGUUUUUGCGCUGCAUUUUGUGGCAGUCUGGAUGGUUGAUCGUUCAGUAAACUUCCACGUAAGCAUUUAUUAAAGUAAAAGAGUGAACAUGAAGGUGAAGUAACUUUUACUCGUUUGUUUCGUUCAGUACUUUCCGGUUGAUCAAAUAGAAAUAUUUGAUAGAAAGAGUUUAUUUUACUAUAUUUUUAGCUUGUUAUAUAACGACAUUCGAGUGAUGAAGUUGAAAAGAUGGAACUGGACUGAACAAUAAUUCCCAUAUAAUGGUGUAUCGAGUACAUUACGUUUUAGGUUUGUGAAAAACAUGGCGUUUUAAACCAUUUUAAGUUUCACACUAGUAUCUGAAGCCCACUUUUAAAUUCGGAAAAGCUGCCGAAAUAAGUGGCGUCUCUUGAAAGAAAGGUUGAAUGUCUGCUCCAACGGAUGUUUCUCCGUGAUUUAGAACAUUGCUAGCAGUCGUACAAUCGUUAAUGUUAAGUUAUUUUACUGAUCGGCGAUAUCACUCAAUUUAUUUGAAUUAUUCAUGCACGACAAAAAAAAAAAAGAAAAAAAAUAUUAGACGGGGGAAAUUACCUGAAAUCGGCUUUGAUUGCAUAAUCAGUUGUCAAAACACAAGAUACUUUUACUUUCAGAAUUUAGCUGUCAAAGUUGUUGACAGUUUAAAAUCUGCACUAUGCAGUAAGGUAUUUAUAAAUUAUUUUCAUUUUGACCAAUCUUUAGAGGUAUUUAAGAGUCGUUAGGGAACAUAUGGUAUUUUAGGAAUAUAUUUUGCAGUCAUUGCAUGUAGCUUGUGUAAAACAGUUCAUUUGAUCAAUAUCCGUAACUAAGGAAAUUCAAGACGCGCUCAACUAUGUUGAUCUUGUUAAUUUUUCGAUGAGAAUUCAAUAAAGCACCAUCAGUAG
Messenger RNA from Pocillopora verrucosa, 2263 nucleotides. The record is from RefSeq and is a predicted model, not a curated record. NCBI's taxonomy places the organism in Eukaryota, Metazoa, Cnidaria, Anthozoa, Scleractinia, Pocilloporidae.